AUGAAUACUGAGUACGAUGUUGCCGUCGUUGGACUUGGAGUCCUGGGAAGCGCCGCUGCAUAUCACGCUGCCCGGAGAGGCGUCAAAGUCAUUGGCUUUGAACAAUUCGAGUUUGGUCACGUCCGCGGCGCCUCCCACGAUACAUCACGCAUCAUCAGGACGUCGUACGAGGCGCCCCAAUAUGUGGCCUUGGCCAAAUCUGCAUACAAGGACUGGGCUGCACUGGAGGAAGCCGCGGGGCAAAAGCUGACCAACAUCACCGGCGGCCUGGUGUUUCUACCAGAAGGCGGGCCUCUCUCUGCCGAGUCCUUUGCCACGAGCUUGGAACAAAACGACAUUCCCUACGAGCUUUUGACGUCGGAACAAGUGGGCCAAAGAUGGCCGCAGUAUAGCAUCGCCGAUACGGUGAAGGUCGUCUACACUGCCGACUCUGGCAUAGUCCAUGCAGCCAAGGCUGUCAUGGCCAUGCAGCAUUUGGCUCGAGCGAAUGGUGCAGAAAUCAGAGAGCUCACGCCUGUAACGUCAAUCGUCCCGAAAGACGGCAAUGUUGUCAUCGAGACACCAAGCGGCACAUUCUCUGCGAAGAAGAUUAUUCUGGCAACAGAUGCUUGGACAAACGAGCUGAUUGCUCCUCUGGGAGUCGAGAUGCCUCUCCAGGUUUCACAAGAGCAAGUCACCUACUUCAAGCCCACUGAUGUGUCAGCGUUCGAGUCUAGCCGGUUUCCUGUCUGGAUCUGGCACGCUGACCCAUGCUUUUACGGAUUUCCCGUGUACGGCGAGCCUACGUUCAAGGUCGGACAGGACUGCGCCAUGAACCUGAUGAGUCCUCAAGAACGAACCUUUGUCCAGUCGCCAAAGAUUUUGAAAGACUUGUGUUCUUUCCUAGAGGACUUUAUUCCAGACAAGGCGCGGGAGCCUUUGCGCACAGUGACUUGCCAAUACACAAUUACACCAGAUAGACAGUUUAUUCUGGGUGCUCUAAAGAAGCACCCGAGCGUCAUUCUGGCCCUCGGAGCGGCCCAUGCUUUCAAGUUUGCGCCGGCAAUUGGAAGAAAUCUGGCCGAGCUCGCUAUUGACGGAAAGAGUACCGAUGACUUGUCCAAGUUUGGUGUGCCAAGUGGUGUCGGCGACGACUAA
Messenger RNA from Beauveria bassiana ARSEF 2860, 1137 nucleotides. Its product is annotated as FAD dependent oxidoreductase. The coding region runs from base 1 to 1137 and encodes 378 amino acids. Gene Ontology annotation, molecular function: flavin adenine dinucleotide binding; sarcosine oxidase activity. The transcript has a single exon. NCBI's taxonomy places the organism in Eukaryota, Fungi, Ascomycota, Sordariomycetes, Hypocreales, Cordycipitaceae. The record is from RefSeq and is a predicted model, not a curated record.